AUGAAUAAAGGGUACAUUAAAGUCGUUUUUUUUGUUUUAAGUUUGUUUGUAUAUGUGGACAAUAGAACCCAUGCAACCGAGCCCGCUUCAAGAAAAGGCAUACGCAAAAAUCCACCAACCAAAGUUGCACCAUCCAAAAGUUCUACAGACAAAGCUAAUUCAGAUAGUAUUAUUCUAGAAAAUGAUGAUUUGGAUGAAAUAUAUGAACAGAAUAAGAACUUAUUAUGUAAAUAUCCUGAAGAAACGAAAAAGGUAACAAAGGUUAUGGACGAAGCUAUAGCGACUUUAAAGGAAUAUGCUACAACUGAAGAUGGAUAUGUCUUAUCUUACAAUUAUGAUAAUAAUGGAACCAAAUAUUAUAAACAACAUGGAAAGGCAGAGAUCGGAAAGCUUAUUCUUAAUUUCCCCGAUUCCGAUAGGUAUAAUGAAAUAAUAAACAUACUAUGGGAUCCCAAUGGUGCCAAAAUUUUCGAUCCGAAUUUUAUUGAAGGAAAAGUUAUCCGUGUCUACAAUCCAAAUUUAGCAAUGAUACAAAAACGCUACAAUUCCCCGGAGCUACGAUUUCAAGGAUAUUUUUAUGCUUUAACUAAAAAAAUCAAGGUAUCCGAAGACACAACUAUAAUAGUCUUUGCUUCAGCAAAUAUAGAUGAUCAUAACUCUAAAGAUAAAGAAAAAUAUACAAACCCUAUUUUAAAGGAAAUAAACACAUAUAAAACCUACAUUAAUUCUGAUAACUAUAUUCGAUGUGGAAAAUUAAAAAAAACUUUUGUUAACUUAUCCGGAUUUCUUAUUGAAAAAAAAGAUAAACACAUUGAUAUCACAUGUAUUAUCUCUAUGGAUUAUCGUGUAUCACCUUUCCUAAGUUACGUGGCUAAGAAUGUUAUGCUAGGUACAUUGACGACUUUUAUAAACUUAAAACAACUUUUGUUAAAGAAGUAG
This is a messenger RNA of Plasmodium vinckei vinckei, 939 nucleotides long. Its product is annotated as fam-a protein. The record is from RefSeq and is a predicted model, not a curated record. Lineage: Eukaryota; Apicomplexa; Aconoidasida; Haemosporida; Plasmodiidae. The transcript is spliced from 6 exons. Bases 1 to 939 code for a protein of 312 amino acids.